CUUGAACAGUGUUGCUAAUCUAUAGAAAUCAAAAUAUCAUUUAGGGAAUUUUGUUAGUACCAACAUUAACCCCACCAUUUUUCGGGAAAUUGUCGUCUAACCUUCUAUCCCAUAGAAGAUGCGGACAGCUCCGCUCACAGAAGAAGAUUGUAACAUCGAUAAGACUGUGAAAGCAUCUUUGUUGAAAUCUUAGUGAAGGUUGGACCAGUGCAACAAUUAUGACGCGGACAAAUAGGAAGAGACGUCACAAUAUAGAGGAAGAAUCUAGCGAGUUUAUGCCAUUGAGCAAAAGAAUCAACAACCUUCAUAUCAAUGGUUUGUCUGGUCUGCGAGAGAAUAUGGUGGAAAGUAUGGAAACUGAUUGGGAAAGUGGAAAUUUUAUUUCGUCUCCGAGCUGUUCAGAGGUGUCUCAAAAUUCACCGCCAGGAGGCAGUUGUGGUUCCAGCCAAAGCAAUUUUACUAGUGAUUACAGACCAGAUUUAGAUGCGACAGAGAAUCCUUUUUAUUAUGAAAGCAACAAACUGCUCUUUUCCUUAUACAUGGAACGUAUGCAGAGGCGACCAGAUUUGUAUUAAUUAAACUAAUGUGUAUGUUCCGUUAUGUCCUAUUUCAUGUACGCCACUCAAGUAUUUCAACGAGAUUUAACCAAGUCUCGUUCCUUUCCUGUCACUCUACAAUGUGACUUGUAUUUGACAGUUUUCAAUUUCCCAUUCUUCAGUUGACAUUCGGAUAACGAGUAAAGAGCAUUGUGGAAAUAAAAUUGGUAUAUAAAACUUUUGUAAGAAACCAUAGAUGUAAAAUGGAAUAAUGUCCAAUUGUUAAAAAUGUAAGCAUGCUUUAUUAAAAGCUGCAUAAGUGCAUAAAAUUCUAUGUAAGUGAGAGUAUAUGAAUUAUUGACACAUAGAUUUUUCAAAUAAUAACUUUUAUUUCAUUUA
This is a messenger RNA of Monomorium pharaonis (pharaoh ant), 935 nucleotides long. RefSeq lists its product as uncharacterized. The record is from RefSeq and is a predicted model, not a curated record. Lineage: Eukaryota; Metazoa; Arthropoda; Insecta; Hymenoptera; Formicidae. Bases 219 to 575 code for a protein of 118 amino acids. The transcript has 3 exons.